AUGGCAUUUCAUAUGGAGCUUAUGAUGAAUUACAUGGACCUUGUUUUCCAACUCCUGUUCUCUGUUAUGUGGUUAUUGUUGCCCUGCCUAAACGGGACGAGCCGUGCCGUUGCGACGCUACCACUGUUGAGCGCUACCAUUGCUCGGCAGCAUGUGGAGCUUUCUACUAUGCAAGCUCGAAACACCUUUGUGAGUAAUUUCUUGUAUAGCGCUGUGACUGCCUUGAAUGUAACCAGGACUAUGCUUACCGGCUUGGAGGAGAAGAAUAGCAUUCUUCGGGCUGAAUUGGCACAGUAUGCAUCGGUUUGUGAAGAAUUGCGUCAGGAAAUUCUUGUCAAGGAUGAGCAGUUGGCCGGGGCCGCGGGGUACUGCGCUGCCGUUGAGGAACAGCUGCGUCUCGCCUUAAAUUCCUUCCUGGAACUUCGAAGUUCCGCCGAAGAGAUGCAAAGAGAACACUUUGUGGAGGUCCCUAAAGCGACCAGGAACCGAGGCCCGAUGGGCCCCCACGCGGAGUGCUUCUCCUCGUCCUCACAAAGGGGUGGUCCAUCGUAA
This is a messenger RNA of Trypanosoma rangeli, 552 nucleotides long. RefSeq lists its product as uncharacterized. The record is from RefSeq and is a predicted model, not a curated record. Lineage: Eukaryota; Euglenozoa; Kinetoplastea; Trypanosomatida; Trypanosomatidae. The transcript has a single exon. The coding region runs from base 1 to 552 and encodes 183 amino acids.